AUGAGAGGUGUGGAGCGUCUGACUAUAAAAGGGAGGGAUGUGAGUGAGCGCAGGGCAGAGCUGAGGACCGCAGUCCUGGUCCUCACAGUCCCCCUCUCUCUCCUCAGUCCUGGUCCUCACAGUCCCCCUCUCUCUCCUCAGUCCUGGUCCUCACAGUCCCCCUCUCUCUCCUCAGUCCUGGUGCUCACAGUCCCCCUCUCUCUCCUCAGUCCUGGUCCUCACAGUCCCCCUCUCUCUCCUCAGUCCUGGUCCUCACAGUCCCCCUCUCUCUCCUCAGUCCUGGUCCUCACAGUCCCCCUCUCUCUCCUCAGUCCUGGUCCUCACAGUCCCCCUCUCUCUCCUCAGUCCUGGUCCUCACAGUCCCCCUCUCUCUUCUCAGUCCUGGUCCUCACAGUCCCCCUCUCUCUCCUCAGUCCUGGUCCUCACAGUCCCCCUCUCUCUCCUCAGUCCUGGUCCUCACAGUCCCCCUCUCUCUCCUCAGUCCUGGUCCUCACAGUCCCCCUCUCUCUCCUCAGUCCUGGUCCUCACAGUCCCCCUCUCUCUUCUCAGUCCUGGUCCUCACAUUCCCCCUCUCUCUCCUCAGUCCUGGUCCUCACAGUCCCCCUCUCUCUCCUCAGUCCUGGUCCUCACAGUCCCCCUCUCUCUCCUCAGUCCUGGUCCUCACAGUCCCCCUCUCUCUCCUCAGUCCUGGUGCUCACAGUCCCCCUCUCUCUCCUCAGUCCUGGUGCUCACAGUCCCCCUCUUUCUCCUCAGUCCUGGUCCUCACAGUCCCCCUCGCUCUCCUCAGCCCGGGUCUUGGUCCUCAUGGCUCAGAUGCAGUCUAACGGCUCGGACCUGGUGCUGGUCCUGGAGAGCCUGACCCUACCCCCCUCUCAGACGCUCCCGGUCGUGCUUGUCCUCCUCUUCAUCUUCGUCUUCCUGGUCCUCUCUAACGGGACCAUGAUCGUCCUCAUCGCCGGGACGCGCUCGCUGCAUCAGCCCAUGUACCUGCUCUACAUGAACCUGUCGCUCUGUGACGUUCUCUACAGCAGCACCGUCAUCCCCCGCCUCCUCUGGGACUUACUCCGCCCCCUGAGCGCCAGACACAUCCACCUGUACUCGUGUGUGAUUCAGGCCUUCUUCGUGCACCUGUUUGCCAGCAGUUGUCACACGCUCUACAUGGUGAUGGCGAUUGACCGGUACAUCGCCAUCUGCUGCCCGCUGCGGUACGCCGCCAUCAUGAGCGGUCGCACGGUGUUGAGGAUGGCGGUGGGCGCAUGGACGGCCUCCUUUGUUCUGGUGGCUGUCCUGCUGGGGCUGACGGUGAGACUGACUCGCUGCCGCUCCCUGGUGGUGGGACUGAGCUGCAGUAACGCGGGGCUUUUCAAGCUGUCGUGUCAGAACACCUUCGUCAACAACGUGUACGGCCUGCUGUUCACCGUGCUGCUGCUAGGGGGCUCCAUCGGCACAGUUCUGCUGUCCUACGGCAAGAUCACUGUGGUGUGUGUGAAGAGCCGCAGUGCGUCGCUGAACCACAAAGCCCUACAGACCGUCUCCACUCACCUCAGCGCCUACAGCCUCUUCCUCGGCUCCUCGCUCCUCAUCAUCGUUCUUCAUCGUUUCCCGCAUCUCGGUCAGGAGCGAAUGUACAUCUCCGUCGUUCACCACGUGGUGUCGGGCGCCAUCAACCCGCUGAUCUACGGCCUCAGGUCACAUGACAUCCGGCGCCAGCUCAGGACGCUGCUACGGAAGGUGCCAUGA
This is a messenger RNA of Knipowitschia caucasica, 1740 nucleotides long. NCBI's taxonomy places the organism in Eukaryota, Metazoa, Chordata, Actinopteri, Gobiiformes, Gobiidae. The record is from the annotation of a GenBank genome assembly.